UACAAAAAUACAAACCAGUUGCAGAACGUUCUAAAAAAUACCAAGCAUAAUUGGACAACAUAAAGAAUCAUAAAAGUGUCUUUGUUUAAACAUAAUAAUAGCCUUUAUUUAAAUGUAAUCGCGAAGUCUAUUAUGAAUGUGAAGUGACCGUUAAAUAUACAUAAUAGAAUUAAUAUUUAAAUGGAAAUCAGUACAUAUCUGACACUGUGGAGUUCCUGUGGUGUUUUUUAAGACACCAUGGAGAAAGUUACUAUCGUUGAAUUAUUGAGAAAACUAAAGAUUUUAAUCGGAGGACUUAUAUUCAUAGCUAUAACUCUGAUACUGUUAUUAAUAUCAUCAAUUCUGAGAUUUAAUCGAAACAUACAAAUGUCAGUUAUACCAAAACAAUUUAGUGUUCACCCAAUAUCAGAAACAACUGUAAACGGUAUACCUCUUAUAAUUCAUCAAACUUGGAAAUCAAGUAACGUUCCAGAGAAAUGGAAAGACGCACAAGCUUCUUGGACAGAACAAUCUGUGGAAUAUCCAUUAACGCGCAAAUACAACGAAUUUGUGUACAUGUUGUGGACCGAUAAAAUGCUGGACACUUUUAUCAAGGAGCAAUAUCCAUGGUUUUACAAUGUAUUUCACAGUUAUCAUUUUCCAAUUUCUCGAACAGACGCAGGGAGAUAUUUUUUGUUAUACCAUUACGGUGGAAUUUAUUCUGAUUUAGAUAUAGGAUGUAAUAAUCAGUCUAUAAGAAAGAUAUUGUCUAGUAUAGAAAGCCAUCAAGGAGUCGGGGUCAUGGAAGUUCGACCAUAUGGGUUUUCUUUGGAAGUGCUCGUUUCGGCGAAAGGACACCCAUUCAUGAAAUCAGUGAUAUCUGGUUUGAUACCAGCUCAAGCAAGAUAUCCUAUUCCAUAUCUAACAGUAUUGCUAUCUGCGGGUCCCUUAUAUUUUACCGCAAAAUAUGGAUUAUAUAAAAAUAAGCAUGAAAUACACAUUGUGAGUCCUGCGUUGUAUGAAGGGAAAUAUUUCAAGCAUUAUCACGGUGGAACCUGGCAUAGCUGGGAUGGAGAAAUAAUUUGGUGGUUUUAUAACCAUGGUCCACUACUUGUCAUAUUGAUGGUAUUAGCAUUAUCAAUUUUUGGAAUUGUAACGUUCAAAAAGAACUUCAUGUCUAUAAUUAAGCAGGGAAAUUAUCAUAUAGCAUGAAAUGGAUAUAACCAGCUUUUGUGUUCAUGUUCUUUUAAUUGUGAGAUAACUAAAUUAUCAUGUCUUUUAAUAUCAAAACAAUUUUCAAUUUUAUACCACCAUUUAUCAUUUAUUGAAUUUAAAGUCUUUUCCUUGG
This is a messenger RNA of Mytilus californianus (California mussel), 1327 nucleotides long. RefSeq lists its product as uncharacterized. NCBI's taxonomy places the organism in Eukaryota, Metazoa, Mollusca, Bivalvia, Mytilida, Mytilidae. Bases 238 to 1191 code for a protein of 317 amino acids. Gene Ontology annotation, molecular function: mannosyltransferase activity. The transcript has 2 exons. The record is from RefSeq and is a predicted model, not a curated record. Gene Ontology annotation, biological process: mannosyl-inositol phosphorylceramide biosynthetic process.